Verticillium alfalfae VaMs.102 is the source of this 210-nucleotide messenger RNA. RefSeq lists its product as hypothetical. NCBI's taxonomy places the organism in Eukaryota, Fungi, Ascomycota, Sordariomycetes, Glomerellales, Plectosphaerellaceae. The transcript has a single exon. The coding region runs from base 1 to 210 and encodes 69 amino acids. The record is from RefSeq and is a predicted model, not a curated record.
AUGGGAAUCCCCCAUCUCUUCACCCAUCUCGGGCCAUAUGGUGUUGACACUCUUCUCACCGGCAUCAAGAUCAUCAUUGAUGGUCCCUCCUUUGCCUAUCACAUCCACAGUCUGUGCUCAAGCAACAGAGCUGGCCAGGUUUCCCACAAGCUUCUGUGCGAUGCCGCCAUAAGCUGGCUGGAUGCCCUGUCCAAGGGCUCCAAAGUGUAA